AAGCCUGAGAAGUGGGAGGCUUUUUUUCCCCCUCUUCUCCUCCCAAACUUUGCCUACCUUCUCUGAAAGUUAUGACAAACCUCAGUGUGACUGGCCGGAGACGAGCCAGAAGAGCUGUGUGAAGCAGGAAGGAGGAAACCUCCCUGAGCUCCAGCUGCUCCCGAUCCCUUAUAAAGUGACCAAAGCAGCCUGGCACGUAUCGGAGAUUUUUGGCACUGAGAGGGUUCAGACCUGAACAAUGACCCAAUCGGUGCAAGUGAAUCCAAAGGUGCCUGACUUAGGUUCUGCAUUCGUCUAUUCCAGUCAGGAAGAUGCCGACCAGUCAGGCUCUUACUCUGUCCAGACUCCUUAUGGAUUCCAGCUCGACCUGGACUUCCUUAAAUACGUCGAAGAGAUAGAGAGCGGCCACAACCUCCGCCGGGCCCCCCUCAGCUCCCGGCGUCCUGGACGAGGACUGAAACUUUCCCAGAGGAGUCCGAGUGUUGGGGGACGCACCAGCGGCUGGACAUCCACAGAAUCUCUUUCCUCCCCAAUCAGUGAAGAUGGUAGAGUUCCUCCUCCGCCGCCGCCGCGCAAUCGCCUCGGCUCAGCGCCCUGUGACAUGCUCUCCAUUUCCCCCGUAACCCUCCUCAGCAUGCCUCCCCUUUCUGCCGGGGCCAAAGUGCCUCCGCCUCCGCCACAGCGAAACCCAAGAGUCGAGCGGACCCUCCUGGAAACCAGCCGACGGCUUCAGCAGGAGCAAACCCACCAGCACCAGAACGGUGGGCGCCUCCAGCUCGCGGAUCCUCCCAAACAGCUCCCACCACCCCUAUCUAUUCCGCCUCUGCAGAGCAGCUGGACCAAACCCAGCCCUCAGACCUCUGGGCGCAGCACUCCAGCUGCUGGCACCACAGUGACCCCGAUCCCACCCAGCCAGCUGCAGACAGUUAGAGAGCAGAUGGCCACGGCCUUAAAGCAGCUGAAGGAGAUGGAGGAAAGGGUGAAGGGUGUUCCUGCUCUUGAGAAGGAGCUGGCCACGCUUCGUGCAGAGAAAGACAUGCUGCUGUUGGCCUUGGAGGAGAGGAAAGCGGCCAUGGAGGUUUCCCAGCAGAAGCAACAGUCUAAAGAGUCUGCGACGCAAACGACCGAGACCCUCCAGUCCGACCACAGCCGAGUGACUUCGUCAACCACAGCCGGACACAAAGGCCUCGUAAAAUCUGGGGAGCUGAAAAGACUGGCGGAGAAGUUUGAGGGAAAGGAGCUGAAGUCUCCCCCACCCUUAUCUAAAGUUUUGCCGCACUCUGCGGAAAAAGAUAAGAAAUCUGUUGCUGUUGGGGGUGACGCGCCAAUGACCUCUGUAGUUUUCUAUUACAGGAGCGGCGUGAAAGAUGCAUCUGUGGGCACGGAGGUGGGAGUAUGUGAUAAAAGCACAGAAAUGGAAGCUGCCGCGGUCCACGAGCAGGCGACGCAGGUCAAAGCGGCGACGAAGGAGGCUGAAGUUUGGGUCAUGGAGUCGCUGCUUGGGCUGACUACAGAGGCGCAGAGGGAGAUAGACACUUUACAGGACACCAUUAAGUUCCAGCAGGAGUCCAUAGUAGCCUUAGAAAAUCGCCUUACUGUAGCCGACGAAGACGUCAACAACCUCAGAGCUCAGAUUGAUGAAAGAACCUCUAAAGUCACAGUAGAAAGGGGAGCCCUGGCAAAACCAGACGUGAGAACCGUCCAGGUAGAGACUUCACCGUCUGUGUUAAAUCAUACCGGCACCAUGUGCCAUCCGGAGGUGACAGACGUUUGUGUUGGCAACGACUUGGACACGGAUCAGACGGAGCAGGGCACGCAAACCGAUGCCGCGGUGGUGCCAGAACCGGCACCCGUGGAGCGGGUCAGCGUUGGGUGUCAGUCGGAAGUCAUGAGUGGUGAAAAUCCCGAGGAGCAGAAGGUUACAGUGCCAAAGAAGAGACAGCUGACUAUUGCUGAAUACAAGGUAUCACCAGAGGAAGAGGUGGUUGGUGCAGAGGAGAGAAACACAGGAGAGCAAGAGGAGACCAGAGCCAGCGACACAAAAACAGGUAUGUUGAAAUCAAUCAUGAAGAGGAAGGAUGGGAGUAACUCGAGCGAGAAUCGUAAGAAGAGCCUGCAGUUUGUUGGGAUUCUCAAUGGAGGGUAUGAAUCCACCUCCAGCGAGGAGGAGGAGGAGGAGGAAGAGGAGGAGGAGGAAGUUGGGAGUUCUUCUGGAGAAAGUGGAGAAGGCGAGUGCUUGGAUAGUACAGAGGAAGAUGAGGCCGCAUUGGAGGAAGAAACGUCUGAGGAGGAAAGAAAUGUCAACCUGGAUGAGAGCGACACGGAUGAGGAAACGCUGAGAGCCACGAGUUAUUCAUCAGACGCUGUGAAAGAAAAGUUUGAGUUCAGCUCAAAAAUGCGUGAAGCCUGUCUCAUUCUGAAGAACCACCUGAACGACGACGUGAAAACGCUGAAGAGUAAGGAAGUGCUCUCCAGCACCCACACGGUCCAGCUUGAGUGGUUCCGGGUGUCCAGUGCAAAGAUGGCUCAGCCGCCGCGGGUCUCCGACUACCUCAUGGCCUUCUCCGAGGUUUCCUCAGCGCUGCUGGAGCACGUUGUCAACAUGACGGACGGCAACGGCAACACGGCUCUUCACUACAGCGUCUCCCACUCCAACUUCGGGGUCGUCAGACUGCUGUUGGAUACUGGUGUGUGCUGCGUGGAUAAGCAGAACAAGGCGGGCUACACGGCCAUCAUGCUGGCUGCGCUCUCCACUGUAAAAGAAGAGGAAGACAUGGCUGUGGUGAAGAAGCUCUUCAGUCAGGGCAACGUCAACGCCAAGGCCAGCCAGGCAGGCCAGACGGCGCUGAUGUUGGCGGUGAGCCACGGACGGCAGGAGAUGGUGCAGGCCCUGCUCCAGUGUGGCGCCGACGUAAACAUUCAGGACGACGAGGGAUCCACGGCUCUGAUGUGUGCCAGCGAGCACGGCCGCGCCGAGAUCGUCAAACUGCUCCUGGAACAGCCUGGCUGCGACAUAUCCAUCGUGGACAAUGAUGGCAGUAAUGCUCUGUCCAUUGCACUGGAGGCGGCUCACAAUGACACAGCUGUGCUUCUCUAUGCCCAUAUGAACUAUGCCAAGACCCAGACUGCUCUGGGGAGUCCAAAGGCCCAACCGAGGAGCCCCACAAACCCCCACAAGUCCUGGCCCGCAGAAUGACACCAUCCCUGCUGUGUCGAAGCAGGGAGACCAGCAAACACAGCUGGAUCUGGGAUGUGAAAAGCUCCACUGGAAUUUACUUAAACACAUUUAUUUAAAUACAUACGUAUUGCUAUAUGUUCUGCAUUUAUAAGUACUGUUGAUAUGAGAAUACUAUUUUUCCAUAAAAGUUGUGGAUGGUGAUAUUAUGUACUCACCGAUUCAACUGAAAAUAGUCUUUUUUUUCUGUAAUGGGAAAUAAAACAUUACAUUAUUUGCACAUUACUAACAUUUUACUGUUAAGAGCAGCACACUCACAUGUACUUAAUGAGGCAUAUACAAGUCUUCACUGUUUUACAUUAAGUUUCACUGAUUUACAGAUGCAACGAAGAUCCUAAUUAUCUCCUGUGAGUUUAGCCGACGCUAAACCAAACUACAAUGCUGAUGUGUGCUGCUCUCCUCUUGCUUUCCUAUCCUGUCUUAUUUAAUGUAGUGCAAAGCACCUCCCUCCUGUACCCUUGCUAAGGCUGUAAAAGUGUUGGCCAGAAUGAUUUACACGCCUACAUUUUAAGCACAGAAUUCAAAAUAUUUUGAGAAAAUUGUUAAAUAGAAUUUUAUGCUUAAAAAUCAGACGUCAAAGAUUGUGAUCAGCACUGUAUGUUAAAUAUAUAAAUAAAUGAUAUAUUAAAUAAAUAUAUUUACAUAAAUUUGUCACCUAAAA
This is a messenger RNA of Fundulus heteroclitus (mummichog), 3896 nucleotides long. RefSeq names its product KN motif and ankyrin repeat domains 3 (gene kank3). Lineage: Eukaryota; Metazoa; Chordata; Actinopteri; Cyprinodontiformes; Fundulidae. The record is from RefSeq and is a predicted model, not a curated record. The transcript has 12 exons. The coding region runs from base 239 to 3196 and encodes 985 amino acids. Gene Ontology annotation, biological process: negative regulation of actin filament polymerization. Gene Ontology annotation, cellular component: cytoplasm; cytoskeleton. Gene Ontology annotation, molecular function: protein binding.